This is a messenger RNA of Magnusiomyces paraingens, 1017 nucleotides long. RefSeq lists its product as uncharacterized. The record is from RefSeq and is a predicted model, not a curated record. Gene Ontology annotation, molecular function: lipase activity. Bases 1 to 1017 code for a protein of 338 amino acids. Lineage: Eukaryota; Fungi; Ascomycota; Dipodascomycetes; Dipodascales; Dipodascaceae. The transcript has 2 exons. Gene Ontology annotation, cellular component: membrane.
AUGACUGAAGCUCAAGAACCAACGUCCAUGGACUUGUCCAAGGUCGCCAACGUGACAUCCACGGUAUCUUCUUUAGAGGUAUCUGGUGGGCUCAAUCUCCACAUUGAAACCUGGAACGUCCCAGAGGGGACCCUGGAACGUACCGUUAUAGUCUACAACCACGGCUUUGCAGAAAAUGUCAAUCUCUAUAGAGAGUUCUUGCCAUUUCUAGCAGCCGCUGGUCACCGUGUCAUUAUUUUCGACCAACGAGGGGCUGGCGAAACCUCCCCUGGUGAUCUCUACGCCCUCACCAACCAGACUUUAAUCCAUAAAGAUCUUGACACUCUUCUGGCCACCGUGUUUGAUACACUCCCCACUGGUCGACCCCUCAUACUUGCCGGACACUCCAUGGGAGGAGGUAUUGUGUUAGAUUACGCUGCAUGCGGUACACACCGUGCCCGGAUAUCUGCAUUCUGGUGUCUUGCGCCACUUGUGCACACUGCUCCUGAAGCCUCUCCUGGGGUUCUUGUUGAAUGUGUUUUGUUACCUUUGCUUGCAUAUGUUGCUCCGACUCUACGCCGACCCCCAGGGUUAUCAACAGUACGUAUCACACACAAUUCACAUUGGAUGAACUUGUUCCGCAACGGCCCGGAUUUAGGUACUCGUGUGGUGUGUUCUGCUGCACAGAUGAACGACAUGUUGUGGCGCGGCCGGCGGCUGUUGGACCCGCAGUUUGUGCGUGGGAUUCCAGCUGGGAAACCCAUUGCAUUAUUCCAAGGAGUCCAUGAUGAGAUUAACAGUUACCAAGCCACGCGACAGUUUUGGGAGCUCAUCACUGAGAACAGCGAUGAAAAUCGUAAAGUGGAAUUGGAGCGCCGGACAGUUGAGUCUCGCAAAAGAGCAGAUGGGAGUGAGGCUCGUGCCAGUUUAUAUUCAUACGCAGAUAUGGACCAUUGUAUGGUACACGAGACACCCGACCGGCAGGAACUGCUAUUGGCCGAUCUUGUUUCGUUUCUUGAAAGCGUCAGUAAUUAUUAG